Messenger RNA from Prorocentrum cordatum, 1101 nucleotides. NCBI's taxonomy places the organism in Eukaryota, Dinophyceae, Prorocentrales, Prorocentraceae. The record is from the annotation of a GenBank genome assembly.
GUUGAAGCACAAGGAGCGCGGCAAGAGGGACAGGGCGCUCGCGUGGAACAUGGCGCAGAAGAGCGAGGUGAACGGCCUGUGGGGCAACCUUAUGCACGAGGAUCCAGGGGGGGCCCAGAAGCUCGAGAUGGAGUACACCAUGUCAGGCAACUUCCGUGAGUUCGAGUCGUGUGCCCGCACGCUCGUCAGGGAGAUCGAAUACAGCGCGGAGGGCAAGGACCUCGAGCUGAACCACGACUGGUUCAUCAGGACCCUCUGCAGCGCGGGCGUGAGCCGCGACGAUGCCGAGGACUGCUGGGAGCACAAGGCGGGGCGCUUGAAGAUAGUAUUCCAGAAAGGCACGUGAGGCUGAUUGCGGCAACGUAGAGCUUGGUUUCUCCGUGUCAUUUUAAAGUUUCACCCAGUUGUUUGUUCUUAGCUUGAUCGAUAGGCUCGGACUACCAUCGACAGCUUGGUCAGUCGAAUUGGGCUAUGAUGAGCGACUGUGUGCGUUUCUACGCCUUGUCCGAAUGCCAGUUUGGGUGUUCAUUUGGAACGCUUGGCGUUCAAGUUCCAGAAAUAUCAAAGUGCCAGCAGACAUUAGCAAAUUUGUUAUGCUGCUUUAUGUGUGUACAUUACCGCCCAUCGGUAUCGGAAUGGCGUUUAACCCUCUGGCGAUAUUUAAGAUUCUAUUCCGAUGAGGAGGGUUCGGUGCAGGUCCGUUCCGCUGCUGCGCACAACUGCCAGCGUUGCACCGCUGUGCAUCGACGCUAGCGCCACUGCCGCCACUUGUCUCAGCAUCAACAGUCGUCCAUGCUCAAGCCACGAUGCAACGCGUGCUGCGCUCGUGCAACUGGAGACCGCCUCCAUGUCGCCUGUAAGCUGAGGGCUGUUGCGCAUGAUUGGCCCAGCCAGCACAGGUGACAUUGUUGUCGGCGAGCUUCGGGCGUCGCUGUUGCGCGUUGGAUAGGACACGGGGCCCCACGGCUGCCGUCGCCGCGCAGCUUGUGCCUUCGGGUAGCGCCUGCGGACUGCCAGCGGGUGGUAAGGCAGCGGCGGUCACCAUAACCUGGUAUAUGAUGCCCACCGUCAUGGGGGUUUGGCGCGGCUGACAUUUGGCCA